Molecule: messenger RNA, 1212 nt
Organism: Closterium sp. Yama58-4
Lineage: Eukaryota; Viridiplantae; Streptophyta; Zygnematophyceae; Desmidiales; Closteriaceae
Source: the annotation of a GenBank genome assembly
AUGUCGUUAAAGGCAUGUCUUGAAAGCCAUGCCGUGGGCGAGCUCGUACGCGCUAAAGGCAUCAUGGUGGACGUGCCGCACAGUGCGCCAGUGCGCGAUGCGCUGCAGCUGAUGCGCAUGCACGGCAUCUCCGCGCUGCCCGUGUGGGCUCCGCCCAACGAGUGGUCGUCCGCGCGCGACGACCCCACGUGGGCUCUCGACGUGCCCAUCUCCACGCUCAUUGGCCACUGCCUCGAAGGGCUCUCCUGCUGGACCCUCCCCUUCCACCUCUCAGUGCUCGACUCAUUGGAGCCAAUGAGCAAGGGCGUGCACCGGGUGUUGCUGCCACUGCCAUCCGCAGACCGCCUCCCAUCAGGCCCCAUCGUGCCUCUCUCCGCUGCCACUCACGGGGGGUUCUCCCGCGGCCUCCUCACCACCGGCUGUGCCCCUGCCUACACCAUCCUGAACCAGGUGGAUCUGAUAAAGUUCAUGAUAGCUGAAGCACAGGCGGAGACAGGCGGCCAGCACCAUCACUUCAAGUCCAGCAGCAGCAGCGGCAGCACCGCCAGUCCUGUACCUUCCUCAUCUUCCUCCGCUGCUCCUCCUGCAGCCACGGGCAGUGGCAAGACCCUAGCAGAGCUGCUGCAGCUGUCAGUGAAGGAGGCGGGGGCAGUGCAUGGGACGGUGUUUGCCGUGCCAGCGAGCAUGAAGGUGCUGGACGCCAUUCGCUGCAUGCAGCAGGCGUCUGUGGCUGCCGUGGCAGUGCUCGAGCCCACACCGGAUGACAAACUCGACGACCCCAUGCUCAUCUUUGGCCAAGGGCGUUGCCUGGUGGGAACACUGUCAGCCAGUGACCUGCGCGCCUGCAGUGAGGAAGCAGCGCUCACAGCUCUCCCCCGCUUGACCGUCGGUGACUUCCUCGCCACUCUCUCUGUCGCUCAAGACGUUGGAAUCUCCGCCGCUUUCAGCCCGUACGCUCCUCCGCCCGCCCUCGCCACCCUUGCAUCAAAUUCCCCGGCAUCGUCUCCUGCGCGCAUGUGUGAGGCGAGAUCUAUGGUGCCGAUUACUUGCCGGGAGCAUUCUCGGCUAGGCGUGGUAAUGUCUCAAGCGAUUGCUGGGCGCGUGCAUCGGGUGUGGGUGGUUGCGGAUGACUCAUCAGGGAUUCUUGUGGGAGUGGUGACCAUGUCGGACAUUCUACGGUGCAUAAGAGAGCACGCUGAAGGGGAGCGAUAA